AUGGGAGGGGCAGAACUUCCGCUGACGAACACGGCCCGCAGCCGUUCAACACAUCCAAGGCCGCUUCUCCUUGCGCUGUGCGCUGUAGUCGCGACCGCCACUUUUCUUGCAUACAACGCUUAUCUCUCUUCUAUAACCGCUAAUGCGACCAAACGUGUUCAACACGUUCCUCUGAAGGCUCAGCGAAUCCUUGCUCAAUGUGCAGCGUUGCAAGCGGUACCCGGCCCGCCAGAGAACUUCCUUGCAAGAGAUACUUCGGACAGGUUUGAGCCGGGCACAAGGCCAACUCUCAUUAGGAAUGCAACUCUUUGGACUGGUGCGAGGAACGGCACGGAGAUCGUGUAUGGCGAUGUGUAUAUGGACCGCGGGAUAGUGAAAGGUAUUGGCUAUAUUCCCCAGGCGUUGUACGCAGGUGUGGGAGACGUCGAGGUUAUUGAUGCGGGGAGGGCUUGGGUGACUCCUGGGCUGGUCGACUUGCACUCUCAUGUCGGUGUUUUUAGCGCACCCUUCCUUCGCGGAGCGCAAGAUGUCAAUUCAGGACAUGGUCCUGUUCUACCUUGGUUACGGAGCAUUGACGGAUUCAACACGCAUGACGAUGCUCUUGAGCUCGCAAUUGCUGGAGGCGUCACGUCCGUUCAGGUCUUGCCUGGAAGUGCAAACGCAAUCGGCGGUCAAGCAUUCAUAUUUAAGUUGCGCAAGACUUCUGACAGAUCUCCAACCUCGAUGAUUGUUGAACCCCCGCAUACCCUCAACGGUAGCGAACCUGACUCGUCUCGGCCAUUACGCUGGCGCCACAUGAAACAAGCGUGCGGCGAGAAUCUCAGGCGGUAUGGAAAUCGCAUGGACUCUAUGUGGUCCUUCCGGUCCGCAUACAAUGAGGCCCGCAAGAUUAAGUACGCACAGGACACGUUUUGCGCGAAGGCUGAGGCAGGAUUGUGGGACCAGCUUGAGGGGGAGGAUUUCCCGGAGAGUUUGCAGUGGGAGGCCUUGGUAGACGUCCUUAGAGGGCGCGUCAAGAUCGCAAAUCACUGUUACGAGGAAGUUGACCUCGACGACAUAGUCCGACUCACCAAUGAAUUCCAAUUUCCCAUCGCUUCUUUCCACCACGCAUCCGAAGCAUGGUUGGUACCCGAUGUACUCAAGAAAACGUGGGGAGGGACGCCAGCUAUAGCUAUUUUUGCUACAAAUCACCGGUAUAAGCGAGAAUCAUAUCGCGGGUCCGAAUUUGCUCCUCGUGUGCUCGCAGACAAUGGCAUCCCGGUUGUGAUGAAAUCAGACCAUCCCGUUCUGAACAGUCGUUACCUGGCGUACGAAGCCCAACAAGCGCACUACUAUGGCCUGCCGCCUCACCUUGCUCUUCUCUCUGUUACCGCUAUGCCUGCCUCGACUGCUGGAAUGUCACAUCGUAUUGGUAUCCUCCGCGAGGGUGCAGACGCUGAUGUCGUGCUCUGGGAUACUCAUCCUCUCCAGCUCGGCGCGACACCCAGGAAGGUAUGGAUCGACGGCAUUCUCCAAGUUGGCGCGGAUCAAGAGGCCAUCGUCAUCGGCAAGGGCAAGGAGGAUCGCGAGUUCCAAGAGACCCCCAGGGUGCCGAAUUGGGACAAGGAGCGCAGGAAUGCGGUGAAGUGGGAAGGCCUGCCGCCACUGACACCGGCGAAGGAGAAUGGACGAGUCGUUUUCCACAAUGUGGGGGAGCUGUGGGUACGGGAUGACUCUGAUGAGUUGGGGAUACGAGAGGUGUUUAAUACCCUUGAUGGAGAAUUGGUGGAUGUGGUUGUAGAUGGGGGCAAGAUAAGCUGUGUGGGGAAGCACUGUAUGGGCGGUAUCAACGCCAACUCGGUGAUAGAUCUCCGUGGGGGUUCAAUUUCGCCUAGCUUAAUGACUUUUGGUUCGCCGAUAGGUAUCGAAGAAAUCGCAGGCGAAGUGUCUACGGGAGAUGGCGCCACGUAUGAUCCCUUUAAAGUGGAAGUGCCGCAGGUGCUUGGAGAUCCUGGAGGCCUAGUAAUGGCGGCAGACGCAUUGCAAUUUGGAACGAGGAAUGCUCACAUUGCUCAUCGCGCUGGGGUGACUUAUGCAACAUCCUCUCUCUCAAAGACCACUCUCUUCGCUGGGCCAUCGUCCAUAUUUGCCGGACUUUCUGUCACCUUCCGUACGGGUGCUGCCCACGCACUGGAGCGCGGAGCCAUUAUCAAGCACAUUACUGCCCUUCACGUCGUGAUUGGACGAGCGGCGCCGUACUCAACUACUCCUUGGGCGAGCGUCAGCACUCAGAUCGCCACAUUAAGGAAUUUGUUGCUGAAUGGACAACCUACGAGCACGGAGACGGGGAAGUGGUUCAAGAAGGCUGCUCAGGGUGCGAUACCACUGGUUAUCGAAGUCGGUAGCGCAGAUAUUAUGGCAACGCUAAUCAAUCUAAAGAACAAUAUUGAGCAAGCGCGGGGGUCUUUCAUGAAGAUGGUAUUUGCUGGCGCAGCUGAAGCUCAUCUUCUGGCUGACGACAUUGCUAAUGCGAAUAUUGGUAUCAUUCUGCAACCCAUCAGACCGUUCCCGAACAACUGGGACAACCAUCGAAUAUUGGCCGGCCCACCGGUCACAAAUGAGACAUCGUUGACUGUCCUGACGGAUGCUGGUGUCAGAGUGGCAGUUGGUGUCCUCGAGGCGUGGCAGGCUGGAAACACCGGAUUUGAUGUUCAAUGGGCUGCGCUGGAGACAAACGGUCGUAUUGACAGAAAACAGGCACAUGCCUUAGUGUCGACGAACUUGGAAAAACUGCUGGAUGUAGAUGGAUGGAUUGGAGAUGACGGCGACCUGGUAGCAUAUGAGGGGGGGAGUGCGUUCGAUUUCUCAAGCAAGGUGGUUGCUGUCGCCUCGCCUGGCAGGGGGGUGGUGGAAUUGCUAUGA
This is a messenger RNA of Fibroporia radiculosa, 2901 nucleotides long. RefSeq lists its product as uncharacterized. The transcript has 14 exons. Lineage: Eukaryota; Fungi; Basidiomycota; Agaricomycetes; Polyporales; Fibroporiaceae. The record is from RefSeq and is a predicted model, not a curated record. Bases 1 to 2901 code for a protein of 966 amino acids. Gene Ontology annotation, molecular function: hydrolase activity, acting on carbon-nitrogen (but not peptide) bonds.